This is a messenger RNA of Pipistrellus kuhlii (Kuhl's pipistrelle), 2515 nucleotides long. RefSeq names its product dual specificity phosphatase 10 (gene DUSP10). Gene Ontology annotation, molecular function: protein tyrosine/threonine phosphatase activity; MAP kinase tyrosine/serine/threonine phosphatase activity. The coding region runs from base 208 to 1629 and encodes 473 amino acids. Gene Ontology annotation, cellular component: cytoplasm; cytosol. NCBI's taxonomy places the organism in Eukaryota, Metazoa, Chordata, Mammalia, Chiroptera, Vespertilionidae. The record is from RefSeq and is a predicted model, not a curated record. The transcript is spliced from 4 exons. Gene Ontology annotation, biological process: protein dephosphorylation; negative regulation of JUN kinase activity.
CCCCCAGGAGCCGUACAUGUACGGUCCUCGCCAAAGAGAAAGUAACUAUGUUGUUGUGGCUGGAGAUCAAUGAAGCCGAGUGAAUGGGGGGCUGAGUCGCGCGAGUCCCAACACGGAGGCGGGCGGCGCCAGCCAGAUGGUGGAGGGCUGCGCUCCUUCAUGAAACUGUCUUGAGUUCUUCUUGAAUCGCCAGCGUUCAGCCUCCUCAUGCCUCCGUCUCCUUUAGACGACAGGGUAGUAGUGGCACUGUCCAGGCCCGUCCGGCCUCAGGAUCUCAACCUCUGUCUAGACGCUAGCUACCUUGGCCCCGCCGCCCCGGGCGGCCACAGCCACCACCCUCCCGUCAUCGCCGCCACCUCCACCGUCGUGUCCCUCAAGGCUGCGAACCUGACGUAUAUGCCCUCAUCCAGCGGCUCUGCCCGCUCCCUCAAUUGUGGAUGCAGCAGUGCCAGCUGCUGCACUGUGGCAGCCUACGACAAGGACACUCAGGCCCCAGCCCACGCCGCCAUCGCCUGCCCGGCCACCCAGAUGGUCAACAACAAUGAGAACGCAGGCCCUCUGAGUCCGGCGGGCGGGGUGGUGGGCAGCCCCGUGGCGGGGACCCCCAAGCAGCUGGCCAGCAUCAAGAUCAUCUACCCCAACGACCUGGCCAAGAAGAUGACCAAGGGCAGCAAGAGCCACCUGGCCAGCCAGGGCCCCGUCAUCAUCGACUGCAGGCCCUUCCUGGAGUACAACAAGAGCCACAUCCAGGGAGCCGUCCACAUCAACUGCGCCGACAAGAUCAGCCGGCGGAGGCUCCAGCAGGGCAAGAUCACCGUGCUGGACUUGAUUUCCUGCAGGGAAGGCAAGGACUCUUUCAAGAGGAUCUUCUCCAAAGAGAUCAUCGUUUACGACGAGAACACCAACGAGCCCAGCCGGGUGAUGCCGUCCCAGCCCCUCCACAUCGUCCUCGAGUCGCUGAAGAGAGAAGGCAAAGAGCCUCUGGUGUUGAAAGGUGGCCUCAGCAGCUUUAAGCAGAACCAUGAAAACCUCUGUGACAACUCCCUCCAGCUCCAAGAGUGCCGGGAGGUGGGGGGCGGCGCGUCCGCGGCCUCAGUGCUACCUCAGUGCAUCCCCACCACGCCCGACAUCGAGAACGCCGAGCUGACGCCCAUCCUGCCCUUCCUCUUCCUUGGCAACGAGCAGGACGCCCAGGACCUGGACGCCAUGCAGCGGCUCAACAUCGGCUACGUCAUCAACGUCACCACGCACCUGCCCCUCUACCACUAUGAGAAAGGCCUCUUCAGCUACAAGCGGCUGCCGGCCACCGACAGCAACAAGCAGAACCUGCGGCAGUACUUUGAAGAGGCCUUUGAGUUCAUUGAGGAAGCUCACCAGUGCGGGAAGGGGCUCCUGAUCCACUGCCAAGCCGGGGUGUCCCGCUCGGCCACCAUCGUCAUCGCCUACCUGAUGAAGCACACACGGAUGACCAUGACUGAUGCUUAUAAGUUCGUCAAGGGCAAACGACCAAUCAUCUCCCCAAACCUCAACUUCAUGGGGCAGCUGCUGGAGUUCGAGGAAGACCUGAACAACGGGGUGACACCGCGAAUCCUUACACCAAAGCUGAUGGGCGUGGAGACGGUGGUGUGACCCCAGCCAGGACGGUCAGGGUCAGGGUCACUGUGUCACUGUUCUCUGUUAGGAGACAAAGAGAAAGGAAAACGGAUUGUUUCUUUCCUUUUUCUUCCCUUUUCUUUUUUUCUUUUUUUUUUUCAAGCUGGGGGAAAGGUUUGUGAAAGGAAACAAACUCGUUUAAAAUCUUUAUUUUUAACAAGUGUGAGAAGAAUUUAACGUUUGACGCCCAUUGAACUGAUAAAGCAAGGAGGCUAAGGAAUUUUUUUUUUCAAGCCAACAAUAAACACAUAAAACUAUUUCUCCCCCUUUUCCUUUGAAGCUAUUUGUAGAGUUUAUGAUUAUAUAGUCUGUGCAGGUUCAUAGACCGAAUAUACUCCACUUUGUACCAAUUUAAAAAGAGAACCAAAAAGGAAAGUAGAAAAGAUAUUGGAUUAUGAAGGCCUGGAUCUGCCGGGCCAUUCAUCUGGAAAACAGACCCAGCCUACCAAGCCCUGACUGAGGGCAAUCAGGUCAGUGGUCUAAGGACCCUUCACGUUCUGGAAAGAGACGAAGAUACUGUUGAUUUUGUGUGUUUCAUACUCUGAAUUAUUAUAUUUUCCCCCUUUCUGGGGUUAAGAGAUUUUUUUUUUUUUGAACUAGCAAGGAACUGACCAUUCUACCAUAUGCCUUCACUGUGCAAUAAAUACUAGGGUGUUUGGAGUGUGCAAGCAAGUUAGAGCGGGCAGCCAAAUGCUAGGCAAAUAGUGCACAUUUGCCAGCAUAGAGAUUAAAGAGAAUUAAAUGAAACCGAUUACUUUUCCUUCCCCACCUUUUUCCUUUAAUUUUUUUUUGGGGGGGGGGGAUUUGAUUCUGGUUACAGUGCCAUAAACCUUGUUACAUAUGUAUAUCAGAAUGUUAAAAA